Nematocida major is the source of this 1716-nucleotide messenger RNA. RefSeq lists its product as uncharacterized. Gene Ontology annotation, cellular component: nucleus. The coding region runs from base 1 to 1716 and encodes 571 amino acids. The transcript has a single exon. NCBI's taxonomy places the organism in Eukaryota, Fungi, Microsporidia. Gene Ontology annotation, molecular function: 5'-flap endonuclease activity; 5'-3' DNA exonuclease activity. The record is from RefSeq and is a predicted model, not a curated record. Gene Ontology annotation, biological process: DNA double-strand break processing; mismatch repair; DNA recombination.
AUGCCAAUACGGAAUUUUGAGAGGGAGCUUACAAAAAGGCAGCUUAUUACAAAGUAUGAUAUAGAUGCGGUGAAGAAAAAUACAAUUGGAGUGGACGGUGCGUGGUUUGUGCGCAAGUAUUCUCCGGUUUUAAAGAACAAGAAUAUUCUUCUGGAUGGGUUCAACCGAGAGGUCCUUUCCUACGUGCACGCAUUGGUGGACUCGCUGGAGCAGGCUGACUGCAAAAUAGUUUGGAUCUGGAACGGAAUCUCUCCAAAGCUAGAGGCCAGGAAGAGCCCCGAGGAGAAGAGGCACGACGCAAUCCAGAUGGGGUGGAAGGCCUACCGAGGAAACAACCUAGACGGGGCGCAGAAGGCAUGGAGCAUGGCAAUCGACUACGAGGAGGUAAAGCGCCAGAUAAACGCCAUUUUGCUGGCGAAAAACGUAGAGGUGAUAAACGCCCCGUACCUGGCAGCUGCGCAGGGCGCAUACAUGGAGAGCAAGUCCUACAUUUCUAUGUUUUUCGGCGCAACAGACUACUUUCUCUUCUCGGGUGGGGAGAAUCUUAUCCUGGACUUUGAGUUUGUCUCUUGCUCUGAAAAGAAGAGGGUGGGGAAGAUAUCCUGCGCCUUCUUUACGCAGAUAUGCGAGCAGCUCAAUAUUGGAAUGCACUGCCAAAGCGUGCUGCUUCUGCUCGGGUGCGAAUACUGCCCAACCGUCCCAGAGUAUGGCGAAAUGUUUGACUUCAAUGCCAUACUGGCAAAGUAUUCAGGAAUGCACAUUGGCGAUAUACUAGCUAAGAAUGAAGGGCAGGCCGAGAACACCCAUCUGGCCGAUGCUUCCCAGAAGUUUGCAAAGAUGUAUUUGGCAGCAAAGUGCUCUGUUGAAUUCCACCCUGUUUUGAACGAGAACAGCGAGCUGGUCUGCCUGUCUAGCGCGCCUGCGCCUUUUGACUGCAAUGCCAUUUUUGGGAAGCGCAUCCCAGAUGAGUUUUACUCUUUGUUUUCAUGCGGAGAAAUAUCGCUUGAGUACAUAACAGGGCUUACCAUGGGGCAGGCCGAUGUGAUAUGCAGCCCCAUAGUCUUUGAGGCGCUCCACCCUGUGGUUUUGGACAUCUACAGAUCCACAAAAGUAAACAUUUCGGGCCUGUUUCCAGGCGAAUAUGCGUCAAAACACAUCUCCGGCCAAGGAUACAAGGAGGCGCAGGAGCUCGGCGGCCCCGAUGAGGAAGAGCCCGGCAUGGAAGGCCUGAUUGGGCGCGCGCUGAAAAAGGACAGCGAGCUGCCGGAUCUUUUGCAGUGGCUCAUUGUGCUGCUAGACCGGGUCGACACCUCUUUGCUGGACAAAAUGUUCAUGUUCAACCGCAUAACCUGCGAAGAGCACGCAGCCGAGGAGGUGGACUGGGAUGUGUUUGAGUGCAGAGAAAGCUUUAAGUUCGCCCUGGCCACGAUACGAAAUAAGCUGGUGCUGGAGGGCGCCGACGAGAAAGAGCUAGAGCCGGUGAGCAUAGACUACACAAACGGCCUGAAAAUGGAGGAAAUCCUCACUCUGUGCCGGAAAAAAAGAGAGCACAUACUGUCAGGCGACCAGCGCAUGCUUAUAGAGAAGAACCUUGACUACAUUAAAAAGCUGCACCGGUUUUUCAAUGAGAGCGUCAACUCAAGCAGGCACAAGCGAGAGCUGGAGCUCUUAAUUGGCUGUGUUUCUGCUGAAAAGAUGCCCAAAGGCACGUCUUGA